CCACGUGCAUACACAUCAACCUCGCUCACCAAAGCUGUGCGCACAGAGUUGUUUGUAUUCUCAGAUGCCUCAACUAUGGCCAUUGGGGCUAUCGCUUACUUGAGAGCCAUCCAGGAGGAUGGAAAAGUGGAAGUAGGAUUUGUUAUGGGCAAAGCCAAAUUAGCACCCCAGUCUGAACCAACAAUCCCGAGGCUCGAACUCUGCGCUGCUGUCCUUGCAGUAGAAAUGGCAGAUCUCAUCCGAGAGGAGCUGGAUCUGAAAUUGGAUGCUGUCAGGUUCUACACGGACAGUAAGGUGGUACUCGGGUACAUUUGCAAUACGACAAAACGCUUCUACACAUAUGUCCAUAACAGAGUCCAACGUAUCCGACAAUCUACCAGACCAGAACAAUGGCAUUAUGUGUGCACGGAAGCAAACCCUGCGGACCAUGCAUCCAGAUCUCUGCCUGCAUCCCAUCUGACACAGAGUUCUUGGUUCACCGGACCUUCAUUCCUGCAUCAGUUAUCUGCAGAAACAACACAAACCAGUGAGACGUUUGAGCUCAUCGACCCGGGAAAUGACUCAGAGAUUCGACCACAGGUACGCACCUACACUACUCAUCUGAAGGAACCUGUACUUACCCCUGAUCGCUUUCGCCGUUUCUCCACCUUUACCUCUCUACUGCGAGCAGUGGCUUUCCUUAUCCAUGUGGCAAGAUCUCACAAACAUUCAAACCAAAACAGCAGGUGUACAGGAUGGCACACAUGUCGCUUACCUCGUACUGUGGAUGAAAUAGCUCAAGCAAAACAUGUCAUUCUGCAAGCAGCACAAAUGCCAGCCUUUGCCAAGGAACUGUCAGCCCUCCAAGCAAACAAAGUGGUGCCCACAAACAGCCCGUUGCAUAAACUCAGUCCAACUUUGGAGAGUAGUCUCAUCUGCAUUGGAGGCAGACUGAAACAUUCUCAACUAACGUGUGAAGAAAAGAACCCAGUAAUCCUACCCAAGGACAGCUACGUUUCCUUACUGCUCGUACGACAUCACCAUGAGCAGGUGAGACAUCAGGGUCGACAUCUCACAGAAGGUGCAGUAAGGGCAGCUGGACUGUGGAUUUUGGGUGGGAAGCGACUAAUCAAUUCAGUCCUACACAAAUGCGUAAUCUGCCGGAAGCUGCGUGGGAGACCGGAAGAACAACGUAUGGCUGACUUACCGCCGGAACGUCUCAAGGUUUGCCCUCCCUUCACAUACGUGGGGCUUGACGUCUUUGGACCUUGGUCUGUUGUAACCAGACGCACCAGAGGAGGACAGGCAGAGAGCAAACGGUGGGCCAUGAUGUUUAGUUGUUUGAGUUCAAGGGCCGUCCACAUUGAGCUGAUUGAGUCUAUGGACACAUCUAGCUGUAUAAAUGCUCUCAGGCGGUUCUUCGCUCUCAGAGGCCCUGCAAAGGAACUUCAGUCUGAUUGUGGGACCAACUUCAUUGGAGCUAGCAAGGAGUUGGAGAUGGGUAAUACUGUACAGGGGUACCUCAGCAAGCAAGGAUGUAGCUGGAACUUCAGACCUCCGCAUGCUUCCCACAUGGGAGGCUCAUGGGAACGGAUGAUUGGUGUUGCCAGGAGAAUCCUUGAUUCAAUGCUCUUGCAGCAAAAGAGUCGCCUGACCCAUGAAGUGCUGUCAACACUAAUGGCAGAAAUUACAGCUAUCAUCAAUGCACGUCCACUCCUACCUGUGUCUACAGACCCAAACCAACCUUUCAUUCUUUCACCAGCCAUGCUCCUCACACAGAAAUCAGGAGUUCCACCUCCUCCAGGAGAUUUCACAGACAAGGACCUCUUCACAAAACAAUGGAGGCAAGUUCAAGCACUCGCGAACCAGUUUUGGGCCCGUUGGAGCAAAGAAUACUUACCAUCCUUACAACAAAGACAAAAAUGGACAGUGACACGCAGAAACCUUCAAGUUGGGGAUCUGGUCCUCCUCAGGGACAAGCAGACCAUCCGCAACUACUGGCCCAUGGCCAUAGUCACAGCAACCUUUCCUGGGAAGGAUGGACAUGUGAGAAAGGUUGAAGUAAAACGACCGACCGGUGAACAAAAAAAAAAAAAAAAAAAAAAAAACGACGACGUGACACAAGAACCUUCCUUAGGCCAGUUGCAGAAGUAG
This is a messenger RNA of Haplochromis burtoni (Burton's mouthbrooder), 2133 nucleotides long. RefSeq lists its product as uncharacterized. Gene Ontology annotation, molecular function: nucleic acid binding. Lineage: Eukaryota; Metazoa; Chordata; Actinopteri; Cichliformes; Cichlidae. The record is from RefSeq and is a predicted model, not a curated record. Bases 76 to 2133 code for a protein of 685 amino acids. Gene Ontology annotation, biological process: DNA integration. The transcript has a single exon.